Messenger RNA from Ctenopharyngodon idella (grass carp), 2629 nucleotides. Its product is annotated as putative claudin-24. Bases 1164 to 1826 code for a protein of 220 amino acids. The record is from RefSeq and is a predicted model, not a curated record. The transcript is spliced from 3 exons. NCBI's taxonomy places the organism in Eukaryota, Metazoa, Chordata, Actinopteri, Cypriniformes, Xenocyprididae. Gene Ontology annotation, molecular function: structural molecule activity. Gene Ontology annotation, cellular component: bicellular tight junction; plasma membrane. Gene Ontology annotation, biological process: bicellular tight junction assembly; cell adhesion.
UAACCCAACUUGGGUUAUUUUUAACCCACCGUUUUUUAGAGUCACAGAGGUUAAACAUUUAACCCAACCGCUGGGUCAAAACAACCCAAUUGCAGGGUUUGUCCAUAUUUAAUCCAACUUGGGUUAUUUUUAACCCAGCACUUUUACAACCCAAUUGCUGUCCAUAUUUAACCCAACUUGGGUUAUUUUUAACCCAGCAUUUUUUAGAGUCACAGAGGUUAAACAUUUAACCCAACCACUGGGUUUGUCCAUAUUUAACCCAACUUGGGUUAUUUUUAACCCAGCAUGUUUUAGAGUCACAGAGGUUAAACAGUUAACCCAACCGCUGGGUUUGUCCAUAUUUAACCCAACUUGGGUUAUUUUUAACCCAGCAUUUUUUAGAGUCACAGAGGUUAAACAUUUAACCCAACCACUGGGUUUGUCCAUAUUUAACCCAACUUGGGUUAUUUUUAACCCAGCAUGUUUUAGAGUCACAGAGGUUAAACAGUUAACCCAACCGCUGGGUUUGUCCAUAUUUAACCCAACUUGGGUUAUUUUUAACCCAGCAUUUUUUAGAGUCACAGAGGUUAAACAUUUAACCCAACUUGGGUUAUUUUUAACCCAGCAUGUUUUAGAGUCACAGAGGUUAAACAGUUAACCCAACCGCUGGGUUUGUCCAUAUUUAACCCAACAUGGGUUAUUUUUAACCCAGCAUUUUUUAGAGUCACAGAGGUUAAACAUUUAACCCAACAACUGGGUUUGUCCAUAUUUAACCUAACUUGGGUUAUUUUUAACCCAGCAUGUUUUAGAGUCACAGAGGUUAAACAGUUAACCCAACCGCUGGGUUUGUCCAUAUUUAACCCAACAUGGGUUAUUUUUAACCCAGCAUUUUUAGAGUGUACUCAAAUAUAUCUGAUUGUUAGAGAUCCAUGAAUUAUUAUCGGUGUAAAGCAUUAGUUGAAGCACUGAAUCUCUGUGCGGGAGUGUGUGUUUUCAGAUGAUCUGCAUAUGUGAAUGAUGUGUUUGUGCUGAGAGAGAUCAGAGCGCUUCUGCCCACCCGACCCGAGAUGACGCGCGACUCCUCGGCAGAGGCUUAUCCCGGACACUAAUGCUCCUGUCAGCGCUCGGCACUUUUCAGUCUAAUAACUAGUAGACGGUGAGGAGGAGGAGGAGGAGAGGUUGUCAUGGACCCUGGAGUGUGCGCUCUGGAGCUGCUGGGUGUGUUUUUCUCGCUGGCCGCCUGCUUGUGUUCGCUCCUCACCACCGCCUCGCCCCGGUGGCUCACGCUCUCCACGGAGCUCCUGCCUACGGAGAGCUUCGAGCUGGGACUGUGGGGAACGUGCGUGGUGCAGGAUCUCGGGGUGACCGAGUGCAGGCCGUACGACAGUCUGCUGGGUCUCCCUCCUGACAUCCGGCUGGCCAGAAUCCUGAUGUGCGCCACGGUGGCGGCGGGUUUGAUCGGCCUGUUGUUCGCCGUUCCGGGCAUCUACCUGGUGAACAGCUGCAGACGCACCGAGAACUUCGAAGCCAAGCGGACCCUGAAGAUGCUCGGGGGGAUCAUGUGCUUCGUCGCAGGAGUCCUCGGCCUCGUGCCCGUCUCGAACGUGGCGCACCUGACGGUCCUGCGCUUCUUUGACGAGAGCGUGCCGAGCGUGGUUCCUCGCUGGGAGUUCGGAGAUGCGCUCUUCUUCGGCUGGACCGCUGGGUGUUUGCAUUUGGUGGCUGGAUUCUUGUUGGUCACCUCCUGCUUGUGUCUGCGAGAGGAAACGUGCCCGUUACACCAGUCUAUACCGCUAAACAGAGCACAAAUGAGGAAUUCAGAACGCAGGAGGACAGAAUAUGUGUGAGACGAAUGGUUGGUUAAAGGCACAGUUUUGCUUCAACUAAUGUUUUACUGCACAGAUAAUAAUUCAGUGAUCUCUAUUGAUCAGAUAUAUAUGAGUAGAUUUAUGUGUAAAUAAAUGCUGCUACUUUUUGUGUUUUAUUUUUGAGUCAGAUUUGGUAACUCUUUACAAUAAGGUACUAUUAGUUAAUGCAUUUAAAUAACAAUGAGCAAUACAUUUAUUACAGUCUUUGUUAACGUUAGUUAAUAAAAAUACAACUAUUCAUUGUUAGUUCAUGUCAGCUCAGGUCCAUUAAAUAUAAUAUUAACACAUACAACUUUUUGAUUCUAAUAAUUGUGUUAGUUAAUGUUCAAAUUAACAUGCUUUAGAAUAUUUUUUUUAUUGUUCAUGUUUAAUUAAUGUUAACAAAUGGAACCUUAUUGUAAAGUGUUACCAUUCAUUUUGAUUUGAAAUCAUCAGUACUGUUGCAAGCUAUUUGUGAAUCAUUUUAUAAGCUCAUUUGACUCCCAGAUCUGCACACGUGAAUGUGAUUCUAAUGAGAAACGGUUUACUAAUCAUGGAAAUGAAAUACGCAAACUUUCCAAGAAAGUGCAACCUAGACUUUUAUGACUAUAAGGUCAUUUAUAAGAGAGACAAUUUUAUGCUAAUUAUCCAAAUAUUACCUGAAAACCAGCUGCAAGCUUGUCAGUUCGUCUGUUUUUAUAUUUUAAAGCAUUUAAAGAGAGCGAGUGAAAUUAUAUCUUGUGUUCUCUGACAUGACAAAGUACCAAAGUUGUGAUGAUCAGUCAAUAAAUCAGCUGAAUGUU